This is a messenger RNA of Gasterosteus aculeatus aculeatus (three-spined stickleback), 2652 nucleotides long. It is a transcript of the gene wdr76, whose product is annotated as WD repeat domain 76. Lineage: Eukaryota; Metazoa; Chordata; Actinopteri; Perciformes; Gasterosteidae. Gene Ontology annotation, cellular component: nucleus. The record is from RefSeq and is a predicted model, not a curated record. Gene Ontology annotation, molecular function: protein binding; DNA binding. Gene Ontology annotation, biological process: regulation of DNA damage checkpoint.
CGUUUUAACGUUAUUUUUGGGGCCGCAUUCAUGCAUUGAAAAAUAGUUAUAUAUAUCAGAGACGUUACGUCAUGUUCCAGCAUGCAAUUGACAACACCUGCCAAAAGGUGGCGACAUGGUCCGUUUCUGUCGAAGCCCAAGCCGGACGCCAGAGAUGAGAUGUCAAUCAAAAUGUAAGGCUGCUCAUUGGCUGUUGACAGUAAGAAGAACAGCCCCUAUUCUGUUGACAUAUAACGACAACCAAUGAGCUGCUAACAUUUCGUUUCACAACACAAAGUGGGCGGGGGCAAUUAAAUAACUUUUCAGCGUGGCGCGAAAGCGUUUUUCUCCUUUAAAAUAUCAGAAGUCAAACAGCCUUAUAAGUGUGUGAGUAACUUAUAACCACCUGAAGACAGUUAUCCUGACGUGACAAGUCCACGCGUGCUGACAUACGUGCACUUGUAUGGAGACAAGACGAACAAAACGCGUUACUGUGGCGGUACAGUCAUUGGAAAUGAGCCCUGCGGAGGGACCAGGGCGACGAUCAGCACCGAAACGGUACCGCUACUCACCCGAAAAAACUCACGCUAAAACACAGAAAAAGGGGAAGACAACAACGCGCAGUGACCAUGGCGGACUUUCGCCAUAUGAGCUGGAGCGUCUGGAGAACAUCAGACAGAAUCAAGCUUUUCUGUCAUCCAUCAACCUGUUCCAGGCAACUGAGGAGUUAAAGCAGUUGACACAGCCGAAGGCAUCGCAGAGGCGUCUCCUGAGUGGCAGGGUGAAGGCUGCUGCAAAGGAAGCGCUGCCGGCUCGCAAAUCCCUUCGUCUCCAAAAUAAAGAGCCCAAUACCUUGAUACUUCCUGGUGAACCCGAGGGGUUGCUGUACAUGCAAACGUCACUCAAGAAACCUCCCGGUCCUCUGCCUAUGGAUCCGAUCAACAUGGACGAGGGAAGCAAGCUGCCAUCAUCACUUCUUGAGCUGUGCUCAGAGGGUUACCCCGAAGAAAGAAAAGUGGAUCUUGAUCUGAAAGACUACCGCUCAGCCCUGAAGAACAUGAGGAUAACUGAGGACACAGUGGCCAAAGUGGUGAAGGGCCACAUCUACUCUGCUUCCUUCCACCCGUGUACCAGCAGCCUGUUGGUUGCCGCCGGCGACAAGCUGGGCAAUGUUGGACUCUGGAAGCUGGGUGGCGAGGGGGUUGAUGAUGGUGUGCUGCUCUUCGAGCCCCACACUCGUCCAGUCAGCUGCAUGGCGUUCUCCAGGGCUCACCCCACCCAGCUGCUGAGCUGCAGCUAUGACGGAUCUCUACGCUGCAUGGACGUAGAGAAGGCCGUCUUUCACGAUGUGUACGACAUUGAAGAUGGCCUGAGAACGUUCGACUUCAUGUCACGUGACUGUUCGACACUGGUAGUCGGGAACUGGUUGGGAGAAGUUGCCAUUGUCGAUAGGCGGACUCCAGGAAACACCCACGAGUCCCUUCACUCUUUGGACAAGACCCUGCGCUGUGUCAGCGUCCACCCUUUACAGAAACAGUACUUUGCGGUUGCAGAACGCCGGACGGUGAAUAUUUACGACAGCAGAUGUCUGAAAAAUUCAAAAACCCCGGCGGUCUCCCAGCUGCAUGGACACUCUUUGAGCAUAUCCAGCGCCUAUUUCUCCCCUUGCACUGGAAACAGGCUUCUCACCACCUGUAUGGAUGAGAUGAUCAGGAUAUACGACACAUCUUCAAUGACGGAAAAAUCCCCCCUGCUGACAUCCAUCAGACACAACACACACACGGCCCGGCCGACCAAACUGACCAAGCUGUCGGCGGUGUGGGACCCCAAGCGGGAAGACUGCUUUGUGGUCAGCUCGUCGCGGCCCCGGUCGGUGCAGGUGUUCCACCAAAGCGGCCAACUGCAGCGCCACUUUGUGGACGGGGAGAACUUCAACACGGUGCUGUCGGUCGCUGCUUUCCACCCGUCAAGGAAUGCCUUCGUCGGCGGCAACGGGUCAGGGCGCCUGCAGGUCUUCUCAGACUAAGAUGAUGCAUGGAGCAAUAAUGUGACCACGACCUUUAGUCGACCUUCUUUCAGGUAGGAGAUAUUUUCGUUACGGUCGAGGGGAAGGAGGUUACCUCGGUUCUCUCCUCUUUGUCUGGAGCUCCGUAUCGCUUUAAGGCCGUUGUCGUAAGUCGCACACUAAAUUGUAAAAUGCAGUUGUAUUUAUCUUUUUUUUCCAGUUUUCUGUGUGGAUUGUUCUGUAUUAAUGAGGACCACCCCCACCCCACCUGUUUCUUUACUCAUAGUUCUCCUGAGCGUUAUUUGUGAUUUUCUUCAUUAAAAUAAAACGGCUGCUAAUCUUUGUUAUAUUUGUUCAAACCCCAAAUUACAUUACAACAGCAGUCAAUAAAUCAAAUAUUCUGACAAGAACAUUUCAUUCGGUACCUGUCUCGUGACUCUGUACUUGAACUGUUGGUUGCAAAUGAAUAACUGAUUGACUCACUUUGUUGGCUUUGCUCUUUACUUUUCUGUUAUAAUAUUUAUAACGUUUAAUACUUCAAAUGUGUUGAAGGACCCAAACAAUUUCUAAAAUUGGUUCCCUUCGGGUGUUUUUUGUAUUCUUUUUAAAAAUAUUUUAUUUCGUGACUGAAGCAAAGUGAAUAAAUGGGGAGAUUUUUACACAAAACA